Messenger RNA from Mizuhopecten yessoensis (Yesso scallop), 2544 nucleotides. RefSeq names its product monocarboxylate transporter 4-like. Gene Ontology annotation, molecular function: transmembrane transporter activity. The transcript is spliced from 6 exons. Bases 133 to 1467 code for a protein of 444 amino acids. Gene Ontology annotation, biological process: transmembrane transport. The record is from RefSeq and is a predicted model, not a curated record. Lineage: Eukaryota; Metazoa; Mollusca; Bivalvia; Pectinida; Pectinidae.
UUGCAUGAACGCCGUAAUUUUGUAGACACCUAAGCGACAUAUUUUGUGAAUGCGCCAUAGUCCGGAUAAGACAGUAACACGUGUUACUACAGUACAUGUACAUGAACAAGCUGUAUAGAGGAACAGUCCAGGAUGAUCCUUUCUCAGCCUGACAAGGGCUGGUCAUGGGUCGCCUUAUUUGCGGCGUUUUUUGUUAUGUUUGUGGAGGGAGCAUUUAUGGGCGCUCUAGGCAUCAUACAUCUGGCCCUUCUUGACAGAUAUGCAGAGUCUAACAUGAAAACGGCUAUGGCGGGUUCCCUCUUUGUCUGCAUGAAUACUACUGGAGGUAUCCUAUGUAGUGCCCUGGUGGAGAGGUACAGCUGUCGUGUGGUAACAGUGACUGGUUCACUACUCUUUACCGUCGGACUCUUGAUCUGCGCCUUACCAGUGUCUCUGGAUGUGGUGAUGUUCGCCUAUGGAAUACUGGCCGGGAUUGGAAGCAGUUUGACAAACACGGCAGCUUUCAUUGUCGUGGGAUACAACUUUAAACAACGGAUAAAUAUAGCAAAUGGAAUUUCGGCUUCAGGGAUGUGUUUUGGAUCCCUUGUGAUGCCUCCGGUUGUGGAAAUGCUGCGCGCAUAUUACGGAAAUACGAUGAUCUUUGUGAUUCUAGGAUGUAUGUCACUUCAACAAGCUGUAUUGGGAGCUUUAUAUUUUCCGGCAUAUCUCGAACAUUCUAGAAAGAAACGGACACACAAUGAGAAGACAAAACAGUCAUCUUUGGUUAAAUCAGUGUGUUUACACUGGCUUAGGAUGUUGAAAAAUGCAUCUUUUAUAUGUAUAAUAGGCUAUUUGUGUCUAUUGCAGUUGGGUGCCUUCGUCAAUUAUUUACAUUUUCCCAAAUUCGUAACAACAUUGGGAUUCACUUCUAUGCAGGCUUCGUACCUGCUAACAGUGAAAGGAGUGUUUGCCUUUUUCGCCCGACUUUUACUGGCAGCUUUUGUGAACUCGAACAGUUAUAACAUAGACCUCACGACUUUAAUGUUCGGGACCUGCACUUUCAUGGCGUUAGCCAGUAUUCUACUUCCAUUUUACGGAACGUCUUUUCCUGGGCUAGUGAUUUUUUGUAUAUUUGGAGGAUUGUAUGGUGAUUCUGUUAUUGGGAUUCUGAAUGCCUUAAAUAUUGACAUAGUUGGAUACGACAACUUUGCUUCAGCAACCGGAAUUGAAUUUGCAGUUAUGGGAAUCGGGAUUUUUGUGGGACCAACCCUUGUAGGGCUCGUGAUUGACCUUGGGGGAACAUACACGUUUUGCUUCAGUGUUACAGGUGCCAUUCUUCUACUAGCUGGAUUUCUAAGUCUUAUAGCGGGGACAUUAAAAUCACCACAUCGGAAAGAGCUCGUACAGGGCGAUCAAGUAUUAGAUGUGUUUCUCGAACAAAAUAAUUCCAGCGAAGAAGAUCGAAACUUAUACAAAACGAACCUUUAAAUAUGAAAUGAUCAAACACUGAUAAUACAUCAGCAGGAAAUGUUAAACCCGAUAAACAACACAGAGAAUCUGGAAAAUAAUCUUUUUAUGCAUGAGUUUAUAUGAAUGACUGAUACGAACGGCUGAGCGGGAUUCUAGUACUGUAAUAUACCUUGUUUCCUGCCAUUGCUGUUGCUCAGUCGAUAGUUCUAGUCUGCGAGUGGCACUUUACAACAGUAAUUAAGUGUAGAUAGGUCCAAUUCCUUUACAUGUAUACUUCUCAAACUGUAAUUUGAAGUUGUGAGAUAUAAUUUUGUUGAGCCCAUAUUGUAUCUAAAGUACGAAUAAAUCUGUACGCAGCAUAUCAUAUUAAAUACCCAGGGAGUUGUCUGGAAACAUUGAUGUGCAAUUAUGAUGUGCUACCCAUUCUCCCAACAUGUUGGAUUACAUACGAUCACAUUAAAGCGCUAUAAUCAGGCGGUGCAAUUGUCUAAACCUAGACUAAAGUUGGAUUGUACUUUUGCAGCCCUGACACCUUCAGUCUAUGUUCAAAUUGAGGAUCGCCGACUUAAAGCGCUGUGAUGUUAUUGCUAAACUGUAUACUUGUAUCUCAUAUAUUGUUAUGUUUAAUGUAUGGAUCCGCUCAGUACAACAUUUAACAAAAAUGUCGCCCAAAAAGUGACAAUGAAUAAGAAAACAAAUAUCAUACGUAUGUACAUGUAUAUAGAUCUUAUUUGAUCAUGGCUCAAUAGCUCAAUUAAGAGAUACAUUUCUAUACGGCAAUUGGAAGUAUAUAGGCACAUGACAAAUUGUUUCUGGGUUUGUGUGGCUGUAGGUGUGUAAAUGUCCUCGCGAAAGCCAUUAUUAAGGUCAUAUGAACACGUGUCUUGGGAGACUCUUCGAAAAGUACGGAAGCGCGAAAAGAAAGUGUUACAAUGAUGGCAGCAGAACAAUUCUGUGUUUUUAAGAAGACACAAAAGAGAGACAAUCCCCAAUGCUGCAGGAACCCUCACAGUAGCCGCAUCUUACGACCUGCAGCGGGGUACAUUAGACCUAUACUUUUCCUGAACACGAACGAAUAAACACCGUCAAUUUUAC